Hirsutella rhossiliensis is the source of this 675-nucleotide messenger RNA. RefSeq lists its product as uncharacterized. Bases 1 to 675 code for a protein of 224 amino acids. The record is from RefSeq and is a predicted model, not a curated record. The transcript has a single exon. Lineage: Eukaryota; Fungi; Ascomycota; Sordariomycetes; Hypocreales; Ophiocordycipitaceae.
AUGGGCCCUUCUCCCACCGCGCCCCCCCCGCUCCCCGUGGCGCCCGACCACGCCGUCCUCGCCAACCGCAUCGCCCUCCUCUUCUCCAAGCAAUCCGCCGUCGGCAAGUCUCUCCUCCACCGGCACCACCAUCCAACGACGACGUCCUCCUCGUCCCGGCAACCACCGCAGCGCCGUACCGCCGCCGCCGACGAACACGACGACGAAAAAGAAGACUUCGUCGCAGCCGCGAACCCAACCGCCGGCGCGGGCUACCUCCCCCCCAAAUCUGCCGCCGCCGACGAUGCCUCCUCCCGCCAGGACCGCGCGCUGCUGAGGAAUCGCCUGCUCGGCCCGAGGGGGAAGCCUGACGGCCCAGGUCGAGGCGGAGGGCGAGCGGCGGCGUCCAACAACGGCAAAAGGGCUGCUGCCGCUCUGUACGACAGCGACAGCGACGAUGACCAGGGCAGGAGUGCACUUGGUAAGAGGAAGCGUCCCGCGAGAGUGGCCGCGCCCGAGACGGCGCCCGAGACGGCGCCCGAGCUGAGCCGGGCCGGGAGCGGAGACGAGGCAGGGCAGGAGAUGCUCGAGGCCGCCCGAGACGAGAAGCCUGACAAUCAAGUUCAGGAUGACGUGACGGGGCGGCGGAAAAACAAGAAAAAGAAAAAGAAGAAAAAGGGCAGCGAGUCGCUCUAA